AUGAUUCUACGAUCUUUGUGUGCUUACUAUAAUAUUUGCCAGCGUAUUAAACUUCUAGCUAAUCUGGUUUUAAAUCGCAUUGCAGGAGUAGACGAGACUUGUGAUUUUGUCAAAGCUGAUUUCAUGAAGAUGCCAUUCCCUGAUAAUAGUUUUGAUGCAGUCUAUGCAAUAGCCGCAACCUGCCAUGCCCCAGAUGCAGUUGGGUGCUACAAGGAGAUUUAUAGGGUACUGAAACCUGGUCAGUGUUUUGCUGCAAAUGAGUGGUGCAUGACUGAUGCCUUUGACCCCGAUAACGAAGAACACCGAAAGAUCAAGGCAGAAAUUGAAUUAGGUAACGGCCUCCCGGAUGUAAGGCUGACACGCCAAUGCCUUGAAGCUCUUAAACAAGCAGGUUUCCAAGUUGUAUUGGAGAAGGAUCUUGCAGUAGACUCGCCCCUCUCAUGGUACUUGCCUCUGGAUAAAAGUCAAUUCUCACUCAGCAAUUUCCGUUCGACUGCAGUUGGACGUUUUAUUACCAAGUACAUGGUAAUGGCUCUUGAAAAAGUGGGAGUUGCCCCAAAGGGGAGUCAAAGGGUUCAAGCUUUCUUGGAGAAAGCAUCAGAUGGACUUGUAGCAGGUGGAAAUUCGACAGCAGUUACAGGACUCAACAAUAAUGAAUAUCAGAUCGAAAGAGGAAAGGUUUUAAAUCGCAUUGCAGGAGUAGACGAGACUUGUGAUUUUGUCAAAGCUGAUUUCAUGAAGAUGCCAUUCCCUGAUAAUAGUUUUGAUGCAGUCUAUGCAAUAGCCGCAACCUGCCAUGCCCCAGAUGCAGUUGAGUGCUACAAGGAGAUUUAUAGGGUACUGAAACCUGGUCAGUGUUUUGCUGCAAAUGAGUGGUGCAUGACUGAUGCCUUUGACCCAGAUAACGAAGAACACCGAAAGAUCAAGGCAGAAAUUGAAUUAGGUAACGGCCUCCCGGAUGUAAGGCUGACACGCCAAUGCCUUGAAGCUCUUAAACAAGCAGGUUUCGAAGUUGUAUCGGAGAAGGAUCUUGCAGUAGACUCGCCCCUCUCAUGGUACUUGCCUCUGGAUAAAAGUCAAUUCUCACUCAACAAUUUCCGUUCAACUGCAGUUGGACGUUUUAUUACCAAGUACACGGUAAUGGCUCUUGAAAAAGUGGGAGUUGCCCCAAAGGGGAGUCAAAGGGUUCAAGCUUUCUUGGAGAAAGCAUCAGAUGGACUUGUAGCUGGUGGAAAGAAAGAAAUUUUCACAGCAGUGUAUUUCUUUUUGGCUCGGAAGCCACAUUUGGACGACUAG
Messenger RNA from Fraxinus pennsylvanica, 1296 nucleotides. The record is from the annotation of a GenBank genome assembly. Lineage: Eukaryota; Viridiplantae; Streptophyta; Magnoliopsida; Lamiales; Oleaceae.